Catharus ustulatus (Swainson's thrush) is the source of this 2130-nucleotide messenger RNA. It is a transcript of the gene OCLN, whose product is annotated as occludin. The coding region runs from base 89 to 1627 and encodes 512 amino acids. NCBI's taxonomy places the organism in Eukaryota, Metazoa, Chordata, Aves, Passeriformes, Turdidae. Gene Ontology annotation, biological process: snRNA transcription by RNA polymerase II; positive regulation of transcription elongation by RNA polymerase II; bicellular tight junction assembly. Gene Ontology annotation, molecular function: cis-regulatory region sequence-specific DNA binding. Gene Ontology annotation, cellular component: membrane; transcription elongation factor complex; bicellular tight junction. The transcript is spliced from 8 exons. The record is from RefSeq and is a predicted model, not a curated record.
CCGGGGGCGGUCCCGGUGCCGGUCCCGCCGCCCCCGCCGCUCCCGGCUGCCAUUUUAAGGUGAACAAAGCGGCGGAGCGGCGACAGGGAUGCUGCCCAAAAAACCCUACGACAGCGGCUACGGGCCACCAACCGCCACCUACGGGCCACCAACCACCUAUGGACCACCAACCACCACCUAUGGGCCACCAACGACCUACGGGCCACCGACGGGCGAUUACGGCUACGACGCGCGCUCGCCGCCGCCCGGCUCGUACUACAUCGAGGACGUGCCCCAGCUUUUCUACAAGUGGUCAUCGCCCCCUGGGCUAGUGAAGGUGUUGGGGGUGGUGGUCAUCCUGCUGUGCGUGGCCAUCUUCGCUUGCGUGGCCUCCACGUUGGCGUGGGAUUACGGCUACUACGGCUACGGGAGCGGCGUUUUUGGCAACGGUUACUACGGGUCUGGCUACUACGGCAGCGGGGUGAAUUACGGUUAUGGCUACGGUGGCUACUACGGGGGAGUGACCAACCCGCGCACGGCCAACGGGUUCAUGAUCGCCAUGGCCGUGCUGUGCUUCCUAGCCCAGCUGGGGCUCUUGGUGGCCAGCCUGAGCAAGGCCGGCGGGACGCGCUCGCGGCGGUUCUACCUGGUGGUGCUGGUGGUCAGCGCGGUGCUGGCGCUGGUCAUGCUGGUGGCCAGCAUCGUCUACGUGGUGGGAGUCAACCCCCAGGCGCAGAUGAGCGGGGGUGGCUACUACUACAGCCCGCUGCUGGCCAUGUGCAGCCAGGUGUACGGCGGGGGGGCCGUGCUCAACCAGUACCUGUACCACUACUGCACCGUGGACCCGCAGGAGGCCGUGGCCAUCGCCUGCGGGUUCCUGGUCGUGCUCCUGCUGUGCCUCGUUUGUCUCUUUGCGCACAAAACGCGGAGCAAGAUCUGGAAAUACGGCAAACCCAACGUGUACUGGGACAAGAUCCCGGCCGGCCCCGAGGGGCCCGACGUCGAGGAGUGGGUGAAGAACGUGUCGGGGGCGAGCAGCGCUCCGGACGAGGCCGCCACCGUCGCCUACUCGGAGAGGGGAGAGACCCCCGGGCCCGCGCCCCCCUACAGCCCCCCCGCCUACAGCGACCCCCCCAAAAACGGCUGGAAAAGUGACGCCCCCAGCCCCUCGGAGCCCCAGCCCCCCGCCCAUGGCCGCCGUGGUGGCCGCGGUGGCCGCAGGGACGAGCGGCGCCACUCCCAGGGCUCCCAGGGCUCCCAGGACGACACCGAGGCCCCCACGGCCCCCGAGUCCGGCGACGAGCGUGACGGGGACAGCGAGCGGUGGCACAGGCUGUACCCGCCGUUAAGCUCGGCCCAGGAUCGCCGGCGGUACAAGGAGGACUUUGGGGCGGGGCUGCGGCGCUACAAGGAGCUCUGUGCGGAGCUGGACGCGCUGGGCCAGCGCCUGGCACAGCUGGAGCAGCAGCUGGAGACGCUGCCCGAGGACAGCGCCCAGUACCAGGCCCUGGCAGAGGAGUACAACCGCCUCAAGGACCUCAAGCGGAGCCCCGAGUACCAGGACAAGAAGCGGGAAUCCCAAACCCUGCGGGACAAACUCGUCCACAUCAAGAGGAUGGUGAGCGACUACGACAAACUCCGGGGGUGACCCCAAAAAGUCACCCCAAAAAAAAAAAAAAGGGACAUUUUUUUAUGGGGGGGGGACACCUCAAACCCCUCCCUAAAAUUCCUCAUUUUGUGCCUUUUUUUUUGUCUUAAAAAAAAACCCCAAAAUUCCUCAUUUUGGAACGCUAAGGGUGGGGGGGAUGCUGUUGGUGUGAGCGCCCCUCGCCCCAAAAUGUCCCCAAAUUUCCCCUAAAUGUCCCCAAAUUUUCUCUUAAAUGUCCCCCACACCCUCAGGGACCCCCCCCAGUGCCUUCUCCUGGUUGUAAAUAGGAUUUUUUAAUGGGGUUUGCACCCCCCUGGCUGCCUUAAAAGGGGUUUUGGGGGUCUCAAAUUGAGGUUUGGGGGAUAAAAAACCCUUUUGGGGUUUUUUUUUAUUUGGGGACCUAAAUCCCAAAAAAUAUUUUAUAAGGAACGGUGGGAAAUUGUGUAAAUUUUUAAUUGUUGGUGUUUAUUUUGUAAUAAAUGAAGUGUAAUUGUUGAUUUUAA